UUAAUUCCAGUUAAAGAUCAAUUGUGUUAGACUGACUACAAGGACUAUAAAACCAUCAUGGCUACUGAAAGCUCAGUGGGAUCUGGCUAUGUGAUGGUUUCUGGUAACUUAAACAAAGAACUGAAUAUGAUUCGAGAAACAACUACAUUGUACACAUCUAAACCGAAUAAAAGAUAUCUUUAUGAAAUAAAUCAAAAUCUAAAGCACGAUUUAACCACGAUGAAUGCAAAAAUGAAGGAUUUGAUUCGAACGCACAAGAAAGAAACUCACAAUUUGAAAAAGAUGCAUGACAAACGCGUGUCAGAAAUGUUUCGAAAGGUUGAAAAGCAAGAAGAAGAGAUGAGGAGAUUAAAAGGAAAUAAAGAAAAACUUGGAAAAGCUAUAAAAGAUAUGGAGGAUAAAAUAGAACGUGAGAGAAAAGUUGGCAAUGACAGAAAAGAGGAGUAUGACAAACAAUUGCUUAAACGGUCAGCCUAUAUGGAAGAAGAAAUGAAUAGACUAAGGAAACAAAUUCUUUCACUAGAGAACACGGUAGCUGAAAAGGAAGAACAAAUAAACAAAGCUAGAGAAAUGAAUGACAAUUUGUCUGAAGAGUUUCGAAAAAUUAGGAAAAGGCAUAAAGCUGAUAUGGCAGCAAUGAAAAAUGAUCUGCUUGAUAGGAUUGAAGAUAGAGACAAUCAAACAAGGAUAAUAUUACGUAACGUUGAAAAACUGAUAAUACAACAAGGUCAGAAUCAUACAAGGGAUGUUGGAAGAAGUCAAAAAAUUGGACAAAGGAAGAAUCUUUUCCCUCCUAUUAACGGAUCAACGACACAGAAGCGAAACUCGUUGAUCAACAUCAAACCUACAUGAAUUCAUAUAUUAGUCAAAGUGUUGAUUCUGAUAAUGAAAGUGUCGCGUAUUUGUGCUUAUAUAUCAAGACGUGGUCAGGAAAGAAUAUUAAAGAUUUCUGUCUGUUUCCGCGCUUGUCUGAAUUUUGAUGAACAUUUGCCGUACAAUUUCAAUGCACUCAUCUACACUCUGAAUUCGUCCUGGUGGACACCUUCCUGGACAUUUCUGUCUACAACAUUGAUCUGGUCGAUACAUUUUAUUGCUGAAUAUCACAUCAUAUUCAAUGGAUCAUUCGUCAAUAAUUGUUUUAUUAUAUGAUCAGCUUAAGAUUUGAAAAUAAAUCACAGAAAAUAAAGCCUUAUAAGGAAUACCAAAACAGAAUCAGCAUUUGACUGUUUUUCAUUAUUAAAGCGCGAGAAAAAGAAACACUUAAAAUGAUGACAUCACACUUUCAUUUGCUAUCGGAACGUAAACAAUGCAUUUGUCUCUGUAGUGAAACCGAUUAUCAUUAAUGUGAGGUAUGCUAGUUUUGAAUCGAGAAAUAUGUAAUAAAGAACAGAAUACAACAAUUAAGUUUUAGGGGUCUCGAUGGAGGUUACAUUUUUUCAUUAUCCCUCAUGUACCUCAUAUACAGAUUUAAUCGAACCGAGUCUGCAAUUUACUCGUUAUUUUGUUGUGAUUAAAGCUUCCGAGGGAUCACCUUUUCUUCUGUUUUUUAUGCACACGCGUAGUGAAUAGCCUAUGCUGUAUGGUCAUUGUAUAAGAGUCUGCUUAUAUUUCUAGAUUGAAAAAGCCCAAUUCAGCCACUGAAUAUGAUACUACACCUAAUGUAUAUUAUUUUAUGAUUUGUUCUGUUGACUACUGUUUUAACCAAUGAU
Ruditapes philippinarum (Manila clam) is the source of this 1709-nucleotide messenger RNA. Its product is annotated as probable DNA double-strand break repair Rad50 ATPase. The coding region runs from base 58 to 852 and encodes 264 amino acids. NCBI's taxonomy places the organism in Eukaryota, Metazoa, Mollusca, Bivalvia, Venerida, Veneridae. The record is from RefSeq and is a predicted model, not a curated record. The transcript is spliced from 2 exons.